GACUCCUUGGCAGGGUAGGGUUCUUCCUCUUAAACAGACACGAAACAUCACAAUUGCAUGUAUUUGUUGUUCACCUAAUUUCUAAUAUGUUAACACAUACCUUCUUUCCUCUUACAGCACUGACACCGACCGGUUUUCCGGUCCAUCGGGCACGAAGUCUUUGGACUUUGCAGACUUUUUAAUGAAGUUUCCGGCAUCGGCAGACAGCAAAGCACCCACCAAACUGGACAGGUUAAAGGCAGGGUUUCCGGGCGAUCGUGUCUUCUACGACAAGUGGCGUGCCGCCCAAAAGGCCAAAAGAAUGGAACGGCUGCUGAAGGCCUUUACCCGAAAACCCCAAGAAAGCACGGUGAAAUACGGGAUUCUGAAGGAAGGGUGGAAGAACAACUGUCCAAAGCCAGCGGACGUUUUGGCGGCUUGGAAACCAGCCACCAAACUUGUCAUUGAGACUGAUGAGGACCUCCGCCGGAACGUGUCUCAGCAGACGUGGAAAGGCCUGGCGAUCAAAGAUUUUGGUGGAGAGAAAGGGCUAGGAGUUGUUGCAACCCAACCCUUUUCCAAGGGUGACAUCGUGUGUGAUUACCAUGGGAAGGUAAUCACUUAUGCCCAGGGAAGAGUCAUGAUGCAGCUUCUACAGGAUGAAGCAGGGUACCUGUUUUUCUUCAGGACCGGCCAGAGGCAUCUCUGCAUCGACGCCCAGACUUUUCCAUGUGAAUGCCACCCCUGUGCAGACACUGUGGGCAGAAGACUCAAGCAUUCAUCCGAGCAAGCCAACCUGUGUCCAGAACCUUUCGUUUUGAAGGUGAAUGGACAGGACGUGGAUGUCAUCCUCUUCAGGGCCCUGCGGAACAUCAGUGUGGACACUGAACUGAAGUUUGACUACGGGGUGAAAAGGAAGUCCUUCCGAGGAGAGGGCCAGGAUCUGCAAUGGCUUGAUGAGUGAUGUUGCUCAUCUGCUGAUGUGCUAUGCUAGUCAAACGGGGUUCAGAUCCCUAUGUUGUAAAUUAUGUCAAUAUUUGAAAAGCCUAAUUCUGUGUAGACAGAAUUAGAUUCUUAAUUAGAUUCUUAUUACUUAGAAUUUAAUUUUUUCCAUCCACUUUUUGCAAAAUAAAAAUGUGACUAGAGUAUGUGUUUU
This is a messenger RNA of Ictalurus punctatus (channel catfish), 1135 nucleotides long. Its product is annotated as N-lysine methyltransferase KMT5A-like. Gene Ontology annotation, molecular function: protein binding. The record is from RefSeq and is a predicted model, not a curated record. Lineage: Eukaryota; Metazoa; Chordata; Actinopteri; Siluriformes; Ictaluridae. The transcript has 3 exons. Bases 182 to 943 code for a protein of 253 amino acids.